GAUACAAAAAUAUACUGAUUUCCAUCAAACUGUUUUUCAUCGAAUAGUUUUAAUUAAUCAAAAGGAUUGGUGAGGCUACACGGCGAGAUCUUUCAUCGAGCCGCCCAAACCAUCCGGAUCAUAUCGCAAUAGUCUUUCGGCGCUGUCUCCAUAUAGCGGUAAGAUGUAGACGGUAGCACCGUCUCUUAUCAACGUGGCGAAACAUUGCAACUUUUGGUGGGAAAAACCGUUAAUUCAAAUAUAGAUUCCUGUAAUUUGAUUUAUUAGUAUGCUAUUUAUAGUAACAAUGUAUUUUAAAUACUGAUUUCAAUUUUAAAAUUAUUUUCAACUCCUCCUCCUCCCCCUACUCCGAUACAGCGGUCCUAGCCGGCAUUGAACUGUUCGCUUAUAGGGACGUACAGAAAUAUCGAUAUUCUACUUUUCGAUAUUCUACUUUUCGAUAUUUCGUUAUAUUAAAAAAGUCUUUCUAUUUAGAUAAUAACUAUCGAUAUCAAUCGAUAUUAAAAAAAUAUGUCGAUUCAUUCCUACUUUUUCUUCAACGAGGAAGAUAGGGUGAUAUAAAGAAACAGAGAUAUUCUUAUCCCCACUUAUUUUUACUCCCACUAUAUCAAUGUCUAGUCAUAUAUAGUAAAAGCCACUAAAAGUAUUAGUUCAGAAUGGCCGAAGAAAAUAAUUUACAAACCCUCUCUCAACAGACCAGUUUUACUAUUCAACAUCAAUCUAUACUUAGUAUAUUACAAUCUCCUCCUAGGGAAGAAGAAGAAACUAUAACCUGCGAACAAUAUACAAAAGAAAAUAUAGAAGAAAUUAAGCGACUGUUUUGUGCUAUUUGUCAAGACAUGGUUGAUUGCUACGAAACAUGUGUGCCAAAUACAUGUUCACACUUUUUUUGCUUAAACUGUAUAUUAACAUGGAAUGAUGUACGUUACGAUUCAAAAAUGACAACUAAGUGUCCACUAUGUGGUUUACAUUAUAAAUAUUUAGUGCAGUUUCGAAAAGAUAUAAUUAGAUAUUACUUUGUCCAGAGUAUAAAAAGGGGAUUAAAAUAAAUGUGACUAUAAAUAUUUGCAGUUUUAUUUCACAUCAUGUAAAAAUUCUAUUGAUUUAACACAAAACCGAUUAAACCGAUUGAUAUUUCAAAACAUUGCUCAUCUCUAAUAUAAAUAUAAAAUUUAAAAAAUAAAACCAGUAUCACAGGUUCAACGAUCUCAGAGAGAACCGAGAACAAGAUACCUGCAGAUAUAAUCUCAGAUCGACCUCGCCUCUGUCGACCAGUUGCUUAUAAAAGACAAAGGCAGUCAGAUGGUUUGGUUGUAAAUUUCGCACCCAUUGCAAUAAAAUUAAGGGUAUUUUGAUAAACAUUAUUUGUGUUAGUUAAAGUUAAUAUCUAUAGUUUUGGUAAGUUAUAGUUUUACAUAUUCAUCUAAUAAAAUUAAGACUUCUAUUCAAAAACUUGUCCAGUUUUAAUUGUAUUUUACAUUUAAUUUAAAAUAAAAAUAACAUUCUUCAAAUUUAACUCGUAGUAAACAUUAAAAUAGUAUAUAAUAUAUAAUAGUAUAACAUAUAUUCUAUUAUAAUUAAUAGAAUAAUAUAAAAAAAUAAAAAUAAUAUAAAAACACUCAGAUAAAUAGAUUAACAAAAAAGAUAAAAAAACAGUCAGUAAUCCCACUAUGGACAAAUCAAAUAAAUAAUAGUAAACACAACUAAACAUUAACCACAGUAAAAUUAAAAUAGACAAACUAUACUAAUAAACAGAUAAACUACAAAACAGACAGCAUGUCUAAAUUUAAUUCAAUAUUCAUAAACAGUAGAAAAAAUAUAACCAACAAACACUCAACCACAAUAAAACAAACAAACAAACAGAUAACAAAGACGCUAACAAAACUAAUUGUCUAAAUUUAAUUCAUACAUAUAGUAAAAAAAUACAACCAACAAUAAAAACAAACAAACAACACUAACAGACAGGUAAACCGCAAAACAGACAACAAACACACUAACAAAACUGUCUGUCUAAAUUUAAUUCACAUAUAUAGUAAAAAAAUACAACCAACAAUAAAAAUAAAUAAACAGAUAAACCGCAAAACAAACAACAAACACACUAACGAAACUGUCUGUCUAAAUAAUUUAAUUCACAUAAAUAGUAAAUUAUAACCAACAAUAAAAAUAAACAAACAGAUAAACCGCAAAACAGACAACAAACACACUAACAAAACUGACUGUCUAAAUUUAAUUCACCAUGGAUACAUGAACAGUAGAAAAUCACAACCAACAGUAACUAGAGUAAAAUUAAAGUUCAUCAAAUUAACAUAAUAAUGAGUUGUAACAUAGAAUUUUUUAUAGAACUAAAGUACCAACAUGUUCAAUUAUACAUCUUGUGUUAAAUCUUUUAGUCUUAAACAUCAUAUGAGAGUAGCUUGUAACUAGUCAAGUUUUUCAACUGAUGGCUUGGAAAGUCUGCUGAAAAAAGGAGAGAUUUUGUGAAAAUCGGGAAUCACAUGACAAAAGAUCGAUUUUCGGCAGAAUCAGAAUAAAAUUGAAAGAUGUUUAUUUGCCCAUCCUGUAAAAAAAACUUUACUCGUAAAGACAACCUAUCUCGCCAUUUAAAAAGUGCCUGCAACAAAUCAUCCUUUCUAAACAGAUGGUUGACAACGUCUACACCUGAAGAAAAAAAGAAAUAUUGUGAAGAAUGCAAAGAGUCAAUAUCACAAAAUUUAUGGUUUGGUCAUCUGCGAUCAAACACACACAAAAAUAAUUCUAAAAUAAUUGAACAACCUGGAGUACAAAUUAUUAAAUCUGCAUUCAAAGAACGAAUAAUAACAUAUAGAUUAUCUAUGGAGGAGAUGAUCUUAAAUGUUAAAAAUUACUUUAUAAAAUUGGAAAAAAAGAUUCUUCGUAUAUUUGAGGAUCAAUUAAGAAAACACACAUGCCUUAAAAUUAAUAUGGAGCUUUUUGGCUAUUAUUAUAAUCCAAGUACUGAUAAUCAUGAUGUAAAAUCAUUCAACACUCCAUUUAAAGUCAUUUGCAAUAGUGCCGAAACAAAGGAUUUGAUAGAAGAAUUUGUAACAGUUAUUGACAAUAAGGCAGAUGAGUUUGCAGAAAAAGAUUCGGGAUGGAUCUUACUUAAUUUUAUUCAUUUGGAAAUUAACAUUAAUAAAUUCAAUCCUUUGAGAGCAUCAUCAUUUAUUGAACUACCUCCUGAAAUAGUACGACGUCAAGCUGUAGUUAACAUAAGAAAUAACGAUGACUACUGCUUCGCAUGGUCCAUAGUUGCAGCUCUUCAUCCUCCAACAGGUGUUGACUUUGUUACAUCAUCAUACCCUCAUUAUUCAACGGUUUUGAACACUGCAGGUAUUGAUUUUCCAAUAACAUUAAAAAACAUUAAAAAAUUUGAAAAUCAAAACAAUAUUUCUAUUAAUGUAUACGGUUUAGAAAAAUAUUAUAAUAAAAUUUCUAAAAAUGAAGAAUAUGAAAUAAUUGGUCCUCUACAUUUCACAAAUGCUAAAAAAAAUAUUCAUGUUAAUUUAUUAUUGAUAAACGAUGAUGAUGGAAAUCUUCAUUAUUGCUACAUUUCCGAUCUUUCUAAAUUAAUUUCUAAACAACUUAGCAAACACAAUGGUAGAAAAUAUUUAUGUGAAGGAUGUUUGCAAUAUUUUGAUACAGAACAAAAAUUACAAUACCAUAAUAGUUAUGAUUGUGAUCAUGUUAAAAUUAAUUUACCUUCUAAAGAACUAGUUAAAGAUAAAUAUGGAAAUGUGGCAUAUGAAAAUAUAUUAAAAUAUACAAAUUAUCAAAAACAAAUGGAAGUUCCUUUUGUGAUUUAUGCAGACUUUGAAUGUAUUUUAAAACCAUUAAAUAAUAAUGAAAAUGUAGAAGAUCCAAAUAGUUCAUAUACUGUAAAAAAUUUUGAACAUAUUCCAUACUCUUUUGCGUAUUAUGUCAAAUGUUCAUUUGAUGAUACAUAUUCUAAGUUUGAAAAAUAUAGAGGUUUGGAUAGUGAAAAAGUUUUUAUAAAUUCUCUAGAACAAGAUGCGUUAAAUUUAUAUCAAACAUUUUUAAAGACUCCUAAGAAAAUGAAUACUCUAACUGAAUUAGAACAAACUACACAUAACAAUGCCACAAAAUGUCAUAUUUGUGAUAAACCACUUUUAGGGGAUAAAGUUGCCGAUUAUUGUCACAUUACAGGCAACUAUAGAGGACCAGCUCAUUCUUUGUGUAAUAUAAAUUAUAAAAUUCCUAAUUUUAUUCCAGUUAUAAUGCACAACUUACGUAAUUACGACAGCCACCUAUUUUUAAAGAAUAUGUGUUCAAAUAAAGAACAAAUAUCAGUAAUUCCACAAAAUAAAGAAAAAUAUAUUUCCUUUGAAAAACAUAUUCAUGUAGACAAUUAUUUUGAUAAACAUACAAGAAAUUUAAAAAAAAAGAAUCUAUCACUUAGAUUUAUCGACUCAUUUCAAUUCUUAUCAUUUUCUUUAUCUAAACUUUCAGAUACCCUCAAAGAUGAACAAUGUAUAGAAAUAAGAAAAUUUUUUAAUGAUGAGGAACAUUUUAAACUUAUUCGUCAAAAAGGUGUGUUUCCUUAUAAUUACAUCGAUAGUUUUGAAAAAUUAGAGGAAAAAUUUCUCCCUGAAAAAGAUGAGUUUUUUAAUAGUUUAACAGAUGAACAUAUUUCUGACGAGGAAUAUGAAAGAGCUCUUAAAGUUUGGAAAUUAUUUGAAUGCGAAUGUAUAGGACAUUAUUCAGAUAUAUAUUUGCUAUCUGACACAAUGCUUUUAGCUGAUAUUUUCGAAAAUUUUCGAAAAACAUGUUUGUCUACUUAUAAACUAGACCCUGCACACUUCUAUACUUUUCCAGGGUUAAGUUGGGAAGCUUGUUUACGAUUUACAGGCAUAGAACUGGAAUUACUGAUAGAUCCAGAUAUGAUACAUUUUUUUAAAAAUAGCGUUCGUGGUGGAGUAAGUUCAUGCAUAACACGGAAAUCUGAAGCAAAUAAUCCUUUUCUUUCAAAAUUUGAUGCAACAAAACCUAAUAAGUAUAUAAUGUACUAUGAUGCAACAAACUUGUAUGGUUUUGCAAUGUCCCAAUAUCUGCCAACAGGUGAUUUUGUAUGGUUGUCAGAAAAAGAAAUAAAAGAUCUAGAUAUUUUUUCAUUUUCUAAUACAUCUAGCAAAGGUUAUGUUUUAGAAGUUGAUUUAGAAUAUCCUGAACACCUUCAUGACUACCACAACGAUUUCCCUUUUUGUCCAGAAAAUUAUAAACCACCUAAUUCAAAAUCUACAAAAUUAAUUCCAAAUUUGUACAAUAAAUCAAAAUAUGUUAUUCAUUACCAAUUUCUAAAACAAUGUUUGCAAAACGGUCUUAAGUUAACUAAAAUCCAUAGAGUGAUACAAUUUUCUCAAUCUGCUUGGUUGAAAAAAUUUAUAGAUUUAAACACAAAGUUACGUAAUGAGUCUAAAAAUGAAUUUGAUCGUCACACCUUUAAAUUAGCAAACAAUAGUAUAUAUGGAAAAACAAUGGAAAAUGUGGAUAGGAGAGUUGAUGUAAGACUUGUUACCGAAUGGGAAAAAAACAAAAGGAAAGAUGGGGCUGAAAAUCUCAUUGCAAAACCGUAUUUUAAAGAUUUAACUGUUUUCUCAGAAAAUUUAGUAGCCAUACAAAUGCAAAAAAUAUCGAUUACAUACAACAAACCAAUAUAUGUUGGCUUUUCCAUAUUAGAUAUUUCAAAAACGGUUAUGUAUGAUUUUUUUUAUAAUUUUUUAAAACCUUUGUAUAAAGAUAAUGUAGCUCUUCUGUAUACAGACACUGAUUCAUUUAUACUUGAAAUUACAACAAAUAAUGUUUAUCAUGAUAUGCAUAAAAAUAUUCAUAAAUUUGAUACCUCCAAUUAUUUGCCAAAUAUACACAUGAGAUGCCUAUAA
Sitophilus oryzae (rice weevil) is the source of this 5915-nucleotide messenger RNA. RefSeq lists its product as uncharacterized. Gene Ontology annotation, molecular function: nucleotide binding; nucleic acid binding. The transcript is spliced from 5 exons. The record is from RefSeq and is a predicted model, not a curated record. The coding region runs from base 2541 to 5915 and encodes 1124 amino acids. NCBI's taxonomy places the organism in Eukaryota, Metazoa, Arthropoda, Insecta, Coleoptera, Curculionidae.